AUGGAUCCCCCUCGCAAUCGAAAACAGCGCCGAGCUGCUGCAACGAACGCCCCAACUUCAGCUGCCGAUAUCCCUCUUAGCCUACCCCCGCGCGACGAUUCGGCGUCACCGGAUAAAAGACCGAAAAAGCUCGUGGAUAUCAUUGCAGAGCGCCAGAAUGCGCUUUUCCAGCAGCAGACGGGCUCACAAGCUGUACCAGGUCAGGGCAAAGGAGAUUUAAAUGCUUUCAAGUCUAAGGGGACACGAUUCGUCACCGUAGACGCGUCGGGUGCUUUAGUCGAAACCGACGCCGAUAUACACAGCGACACAACCGAGAGCAUCGGUAGAGGGGACGGUAGCAAUGAAGAUGAAUCCAGCGACGACAACAAAGAAGACGAAGAUGAAAAUGAAGAAACAGACAAACCUCUCCCACCCCUCAUCGAUACCAUCCUACUCGCACUACCUCUAACAACACUCCACCUCACCCUCGCCUACUUGGCAGCCCACCAAUACGCUGAAGUCACAGAUAUCCCACAGCUCAUCAGAGAUGCAGUGUGGAAGACUUUCCCACUCCUCACACUCCUGAUACAUUUCCUCCACGGCCAUAUCUUUUCUCUUCGACUUCCUGUAUCCUGGGGCUUUUUGAGACCACAACCUGUCCCUGUUAUACCUUUUACUGCAGAUAUGUUGAGCUUGUCAUUCCUUCGCCGACUUAUAUUCCCGCCCACUAUUCGAACAAUCAUAUUUCUGCCUACUGCUGUAUUAUUGGGUAUUCAUGUUAUUACGGUCACGAAUGAAGAAGCGUACUAUGCUGUUAUGAAGAAGGCACCUGCUUAUGCGACCGUGUGGAUUUGGUGUUUGAUUGAAAUGUCGACUGGGGCGGCGGUUGUGGGAGCUCUUUGCCCGUUUAUCUAUGGAGUAUGGUGGAAGGGACAUGCCAUUUUUUGA
Molecule: messenger RNA, 927 nt
Organism: Penicillium angulare
Lineage: Eukaryota; Fungi; Ascomycota; Eurotiomycetes; Eurotiales; Aspergillaceae
Exons: 1
Coding region: 1-927 (308 amino acids)
Source: RefSeq, a predicted model, not a curated record